GGCGGGGCUAUGGAGAGGAGGAGGAAGAUGGCGGGAGGGCGGCUCUGAGGAGACCUCGGCGGCGGCGGAGGAGGAGAGAAGCGCAGCGCCGCGCCGCGCCAGGGCCCAUGUGGGGAGGAGUCCGAAUCGCUGUUGCCGCCGCCGCCGUCGCUGCCGCCUCCUGUAACUGCUGGACACGAGUGGAAGUGAGGGGGAAACGUCAGGAUGAAGUUCGCUGAGCACCUCUCCGCGCACAUCACUCCCGAGUGGAGGAAGCAAUACAUCCAGUAUGAGGCUUUCAAGGAUAUGCUGUAUUCAGCUCAGGACCAGGCACCUUCUGUGGAAGUUACUGAUGAGGACACGGUAAAGAGGUAUUUUGCCAAGUUUGAAGAAAAAUUUUUCCAAACCUGUGAAAAGGAACUUGCCAAAAUCAACACAUUUUAUUCAGAAAAGCUCGCAGAGGCUCAGCGCAGGUUUGCUACUCUUCAGAAUGAGCUGCAGUCCUCACUGGAUGCUCAGAAAGAAAGCACGGGUGUUACCACGCUGCGGCAGCGCCGAAAGCCAGUCUUCCACCUGUCGCAUGAGGAACGUGUCCAACAUAGGAAUAUUAAAGACCUUAAACUGGCCUUCAGCGAGUUCUACCUCAGUCUUAUCCUGCUGCAGAACUAUCAGAAUUUGAAUUUUACAGGGUUUCGUAAAAUCCUUAAAAAGCAUGACAAGAUCCUGGAAACAUCUCGUGGAGCAGAUUGGCGAGUGGCUCAUGUAGAAGUGGCCCCAUUUUAUACAUGCAAGAAAAUCAACCAGCUCAUCUCUGAAACUGAGGCUGUAGUGACCAAUGAACUUGAAGAUGGUGACAGACAAAAAGCUAUGAAACGUUUACGUGUUCCCCCUUUGGGAGCUGCUCAGCCUGCACCAGCAUGGACUACUUUUAGAGUUGGCCUAUUUUGUGGCAUAUUCAUUGUACUGAAUGUUACCCUUGUACUUGCCGCUGUAUUUAAACUUGAAACAAAUAGAAGUGUAUGGCCCUUGAUAAGAAUCUAUCGGGGUGGCUUUCUUCUGAUUGAGUUCCUUUUCCUACUGGGCAUCAACACGUAUGGUUGGAGACAGGCUGGAGUAAAUCAUGUGCUCAUCUUUGAACUGAAUCCGAGAAGCAAUUUGUCUCAUCAGCAUCUUUUUGAGAUUGCUGGAUUCCUUGGGAUAUUGUGGUGCCUGAGCCUUCUGGCAUGCUUCUUUGCUCCAAUUAGUGUCAUCCCUACAUAUGUGUAUCCACUUGUCCUUUAUGGAUUUAUGGUUUUCUUUCUUAUCAACCCCACCAAAACUUUCUAUUAUAAAUCCCGUUUUUGGCUGCUUAAACUGCUGUUUCGAGUAUUUACAGCCCCCUUCCAUAAGGUAGGCUUUGCGGAUUUCUGGCUGGCCGAUCAGCUGAACAGCCUGUCAGUGAUACUGAUGGACCUGGAAUAUAUGAUCUGCUUCUACAGUUUUGAGCUCAAAUGGGAGCAAAGUGGGGGCCUGUUGCCAAAUAAUUCAGAAGUCAUCACAGAACCAGAAAUUUGCCACAAAUAUUCAUAUGGUGUGCGGGCUAUUGUUCAGUGCAUUCCUGCUUGGCUUCGCUUCAUCCAGUGCCUGCGCAGAUACCGAGACACGAGAAGGGCCUUUCCUCAUUUAGUUAAUGCUGGGAAGUACUCUACAACUUUCUUCAUGGUGACAUUUGCAGCCCUGCACAGCACUCACAAAGAACGAGAGCACUCAGACACCAGGGUAUUCUUUUACCUGUGGAUUGUCUUUUGUAUCAUCAGUUCCUGUUAUACCCUUAUCUGGGAUCUGAAGAUGGACUGGGGUCUCUUUGAUAAGAACGCAGGAGAAAACACCUUCCUCCGGGAAGAGAUUGUAUACCCCCAAAAAGCCUAUUACUACUGUGCCAUCAUAGAGGAUGUGAUACUGCGCUUUGCUUGGACUAUUCAAAUGUCAGUUACCUACACGACUGCGUUGCCUCAUUCUGGGGACAUCAUUGCUACUGUCUUGGCUCCCCUUGAGGUUUUCCGGCGAUUUGUGUGGAACUUCUUCCGCCUGGAGAAUGAACAUCUGAAUAACUGUGGUGAAUUCCGAGCUGUGCGGGACAUCUCUGUGGCGCCUCUGAACGCAGAUGAUCAGACACUCCUGGAGCAGAUGAUGGACCAGGAUGACGGGGUACGAAACCGCCAGAAGAACCGGCCUUGGAAGUACAGCCAGAGCAUAUCCCUGCGCCGACCUCGCCUCGCUUCUCAAUCCAAGACUCGUGACACUAAGGUAUUGAUAGAAGACACAGAUGAUGAAGCCAACACUUGAAUCCCCUGAAGUCUAGAUUAGCAUCCUUGGUUUUCGUACUCUACAAUUCUUUCCUCGACCAGCGCAACCUCUAGUAUCUUUCCAGCCGAAAACAAGAGAAGACACAUAACACAUUUUCCGAGCUCUUCCAGAUCGGAUCCUAUGGACUCCAAACAAGCUCACUGUGUUUCUUUUCUUUUAUUCUGGUUUAAUUUUGAUUUUCUAUUUUUAAAACAAAUAUUUACUUCAUUUUGCCAAUCAGAGGACAUUUUAAGGAACAAAAACAUAGUAUCUUAUGGAUUGUUUACAAUCACAAGGACACAGAUACCUAUCAGGAUGACGAACAGGCGUUGCAAGGACCCUCUGAUGGGAUGGUACUGAGAUACUGUGGCUUCCACUUGGCCUGAUUUUGACUGGUUGAAACCGGAUAUUGGUUUUUAAAAUUUUUGUCAGUCUGUGUGGAGAAUUUUUUCCUUUUCUUCAUCAUACCCAGCGCAAAAGCACUGGCUGCACUUGCAGGGAAAGUGCAACUUAGAGCAGUACCUUCAUUCACGAAGCUACUUUUUAAUUUGAUGUAACUUUUCUUAUUUUGGGAAGGGUUGCUGGGUGGGCGGGAAAUAUGAUGUAUUUGUUACAUAUCAUUUUCUCAUUAUUUAUGAAACUUAACCAUAAAAGAAUGAUAUAACUCCUGUGCAAUGAGGUGAUACAGUGAAAGAAGACAGGGGAAACUAAUGUUGGACAGCGUUUCUGAGAAUUUAGGCCACAAUACCUCUUUCAUGAGACAACUUGUACCAGUUUGACUUUUCUUUUUAAUUUUAAGCCAAAGUUUCAUUACUAAUUUUUUAAGUUGCUGCUGCUUUAGAAUUCUGAGCAUGUCUCAUAACAAACCAUCCAUACACCUUCAUGGUUUAAAUUUAUUUAAGAGGUGUGAUACCUUUUUUUUUUUAAGGGACAGGCAUGGAAUACAUUUACCCAUAUUCCAACCAUAAUAACUAAAGUUAUGCCUUACUAAGCUUCAGCAUGUAGGAUAAUUGAAUAAUAUAACCUUUACUAACUCUAAAUUAGAAGACAAGGCUACUUGAGAGAUUCUCUACACCCUCAUUGGAUAGUUUUUCUUCUGGGCUCACUUAACAUUAGCCAGAAUUUGAUCAAAUUAAGUCUGUCUUGGGGAAACCAUAUUUUUGAGAGCAUAGAACAAAUUAUCCUUCCUCUUUUAUGUUACACAAAUAAAACAGACCUUGGCUGCCAUUUCUCCCAGCAGUUUUAAAGAACGAACAUUAGAUGUCAUGCCCUCCUGUGAUAGGAAACCUGCUUUUAAAAUGUUUUGGGACUAAGCUUGGUCAUACACAAAAAGUAUAUUUCUUAGACAUUUCAGACUAUCAUGGUCUGUACACAAUGCCCAUUUUCACUACUUUGUUUAAUUUCUUUCCUAUGUUCAUAACUCAUCCAGAUAAGCUCAAAAACUGUAAAGGAUUUUACUUCCUUGAAUGUGGUUGGCAUUAAAUUUAGCAUUUCAUUAUCUAACAAAAUUAAUAUAAAUACAGGAAAAAGUAAAAUACGUUUUAAUCCUCCCUUCCCCCUAGAUCCAGAUGAAGGUUCCAAAGUCAACGUCAGUAGGUUUUUGAAAUUAAAUUACUCCUGUCAUUUUCAGCUUAAUUUUAGACAAAAGAACAAAUUAAGUGGAAGGACAGCUAUUACUUACUUAGUCUUAAAAACAUAUGACUGUUGCUCCUUAAUAUACUCCUUUUAUCAUCAACUCUUCUCCCAUGCAUUACAAAUAUUUCACUCAUUCGUCAUAAUUUUAGUAGAUUAAAGUUACUCUUAUUACCAAAAUUCUAUCUAUUAAUUGACAAGUAGUUUCUUUUUAUAGGAGUUUCUUCCAUCUUUAUUCUGACACACUUCCAAAAUUUGUUCCAUUUGUGAAUCAAGAUUUUUUUUUAAUUGUACAACUUUGUGGCUUUUCUUGCUUUUUUGUGUUUUGCCAAGCAUGUUCCUUGUUCCAAAAUUGAAGAGGAAAAGCUUAAUUACUGGUUUGUUUGCUUGUUUUUUUAGUUUAAGUGAAUUGAAUCAUAAUAAUCAGUGGUAACAAUUUAGUGCCCCUCAAUAGAUUAAAGGUUGCAUUAUUUGUACUUGGGAUUGUUUUUUCUAAUUAUUGUUUUUGUACUUUAAAACUAUGGGAGAAAUAUCACUGGUCUGUCAAGAAAUAGCAGUAAUUAUUAUUGAGUUAUAUGGAGAAGUCCAGUGGACCAAUCAUUUCUUAUACAAAUAAAAUUGGUGAUACUAAUGUGUAUCCAGAACAAUUUGAAUUAUCAGUUUCAUUUUCUAUUAGUAAACCUAUAUAAUGACACACAUAAAAUCUUACAGUUGACUUCUGAUAUUUGAACUCCCCAGUAUUUUUACUUCUGUGUGUCCUAUGGCCAAUUUGGUCUUUCUUCAACUGUUAUGAUUCUAGGCCCUAAUCAGUAUUAUUGUUUCAUAGAUGAUACAAUGUUAGAAUGUAUUCCUUUCCUGACGUGUUUGUCCUAUUAGCAUAGUCUAUUAGGAUGAUAGGCUUAUGGAACUCAUGACAGAUGCUUAAAUAUGUAUUUAAAUACACACACAACUUUAUGUUCCUCCUAAAGCUGUAAAGAGAAAAGAGGGCUUUUCCUCAUCAAGAGGAAACAGUUUGGGAGACCGAAUAUACACUUAAAUUGUUUCUUCCAAAAAGGCAAUGAGCAUUUUUCUCUCCUAAAUUUUAUAUGUCCUAGCGUUGCGAGUGCUAUGUCCUACAUAAAAUUUUAUUGGAGACUCCUGUGCACUGAAAUUCUCAAUAGAACUCUUAGGAAAUGAAUAUCACAAAGUCAUUUGAAAGGAGCAGCAAUCUAACCAAAGGUAAAACUUCAUCUCAUUUUAGGUUUAGAAAUUCUGGUUUUAUUUGAGAAUCACACAAUUUAAUAUAUCAAUUAAAAUCCUCCCCAAAGGAAUGAAAAGGGAAUAUAAAUAAAAGAAUAAAGUUCAUUUUUCAUUUUCUGAUAGUAUGGAAAGCACUAAUAUAUGAUGAGUAUAGAGAAACUAGAAGACAAAAGUGGCUUAUUUUCCAUGCACAAAUAUGUGCCUAUAUUUAAGACUGCCCCUACCAUUAAAAUUGGAUAAUGGAUCAUUUUAUGUCAAACAGAAAGACAACAAAAUAAUUAAAAAUUAAGUCAUGAUUAAUUAGGUUAUAAUGGUCAUUUUUAAGAUUGGAAAGAAGUUAAAAACCCAUUACAACUUUCUUUUCCAGCAGCUACCAUUUUUCUCCUUAAGAAAGCUGCUUAACUUCAGAUUCAGAAGCAAUGAUGUGAGAGGAGAAUGCCAGUCACCUCAGCAGUAACCAUAUGGACCCUUAAAGAAGGAAAAUGGGGGCCAGCCCCUAGGAUCCAUGACUUCCCAAUAUUCUCAACGUGAGGGUUCUGAGAAUUUAACUGAGAUUUUACUAGACAUAAAAUCCACCAUGGUUUGACCGAAGUACUUUCAUGAUAACUAGAGAAAGCAGUUCAUCCUUUCUUAACAGGUAAACUAAUGCAAAUUAACAAUAGAAGAAAGUAAUAUAUUACUGAGUUGUACAGGCAUUAGAUUAACAAGACAUUUAGCCGAGGAGAAAUAAAAUAAUUGUGGUGAUAGCAGAGAAGAGCAAGAGGAUGCUGGACCUUAGCAGCAGAAACAGGGCCGUUAGGAAAGUCUGAGAGCUCCGUAGCAUGGAGGUGAUGGCUUGCUGUCUCUCCUUGCAGUGGUUAUGUUGCUGCCUUUCUUUUUUGUCAUUUUUCUCCAUUUUCAUCAUUCAGGAAAUAGUUCUUUAUGCCCAAAUGCAAUUUUCUAAAUAAUGACUAGAAAAAUUUCAUAGUCUAAGGAAAAUAAUUUAGAAAAUAACCCUAUCCAUGGCAUUAUUUUAUUCAAAAACAGAAUUCUCUGAAGUGAUAGAACAUUUUUUGGUAAACCUAUUUCAGAUUAUUAUUGUUUUCUUGAAUAGUUUGCACAAAAUUUGCCUUUCUCAAAAAAUAAAUGCUUCUUGCUAUAUAACAUUUAAAUUUUUAAAAUUAAGAUAGCUUCUCAGAUUUGAAAACAAUCAUGUUGAAUUUAUGGCUUUCUCAACCACAAAAUCACCAUACUUUUCCCAAAUCAAAUAAAAAAGCCAGUGUCACCACAGGUAAAAUCUGUAGACACUAGGUUAAGGCAAUAAAAGUUCUGGUAGAACUUUGGAAAAAAAAUAGGUAAAAAAAAAAAUCAAAUUUAGUUCAUUUCCUUUUCUUGAUGCAUCUAAAUUUUAUAUCUUGUGAUGAUUAGCUGAAACAAGGAGAGUUAAAGUCAGAUUUUAUAAAUUAAAUAUACCUUUCUGCAUUUGAGGUAUCAGUCUUGAUAGUAAGUUUAAAAAAUAACUUUCUGCGUUGAAUUUCAAUCUAUACAAUGUCAGCGCACAGUGGUAAUGUGGGAUAGUUGGUUAUAUUGGAGCAUAAGAAACUUGUGCUGGCCAGUGCUACAAUCCAAUAAUUUAACCAGCAUUAAACCACACUUCACUCACCAAAUAUAAAGAAGUAAAAGCAUCUAAUUAGAUUUGGAAGAGGUUAAUUUAAGUGAUAUGAGAAGUUUGCCUGGGAAUGGAGAGGAAUCUGCUGAUUGUUAUGGCUCAUAAUGCCUUUCCUGUAUGAACUGGCAGACCUCUGAUACUGAGUUGCCCCUUAAAAACAACCUUCCAGAAUGUAUUUGCUUACUUACGGUGGAAGAAGAAGUGAGAGGGACAAGAUGAGAGUUUCCCCUGACGUGAAGAGAAUCACUAUACUAAUUUUCAUCUAAGGUAUGUUUCCUUAUAGCAGACCUUUGGUUUAUUUUAUUAUUAAAUCACAGCCACCUUCAGUUUUUCUAUGGUGCCAGCACCCUAAGGAGGACAAUCAAAUAACCAGUUGUUUGCCUUGGAGUCAGUGUGUCUGCUAUUUACACAGUCUCAUAUACCUUCCAAUUAGUUGCUUGAUUAAACCUCCAUCUUACCUUAGUUCUUUUUAUGCUCUUUCCUCUGUACCACCAUCAGUCAGAGGGAAGACUUUCUACCAGAAAGAUGUGGACUUCUAAGAGCCAGGAUUCCUUCUCACUAUGCCUUUAUCAUAAUCUGAAGUUCCUACUCACACUUCCUGAUGGUCCUGUUUGCAACACCAGCAUGGUGGGAAUAGGCUGAAAGAUGGCGGGGAAUCCCAAAAGAGGAAUCCAUCAUGACAUUGUUAUUCUUUUGAACUGUAAAGUAAAGCUGUGAGCUGCUCAUGUCUGCAAAAAGAGCAGAACUCUUUAAGCUCUGUCACAUUGUGAAGAUUAAUUUCUUGCUAUUUUCCAGAGUAGCACAGAAGCUUGUGUCAAUGAAGAAUAUGUAGGAGGGGAAUAGGGUGUAAAAUGUAUCUGUUUUUCAAACCCUCUCCCUCAAUUCCUUCACCCCCUACCACAUUGUGUUGGCCAAAUGAUACUAUUCUAUGAAACCCUGAGCUAUAGUUGUCGAAGUAACUAUGGAAUGUGAUUAGUCCUCUGUGGGUGCUUUUUUCCCUCUUUUUUCACCCUUGCUUCCUUACUCUCUCCACUCUGGUAAAUGGAAAAGAUGACGUCAAAAAAAUGAUGCUUGCUUGGACUCAUGUUGUAUCUGUGACUAUGCUAUUAGCUGUCUCCUUUUUCCUUCUUAUAUGGGUAGAAUUCUUAUGAAAUGUGGAGUUCCCUUCUUGAUAAGUAGGUUAAAUGCACAAUGUGGUACUGUUUUAUAGUUUCUAGAUGGUUGUAUAAAGCAAAAAGUUAAUGUGGUUAUGUGUUUUUAAAGAAAAUAAGUGAUUGGUUACAAAACUCUGUCCUUUUUUCAUUAUUACAAGCUCUCUCUCUUUUCCAACAGCUUGCUGACUCCUUUGUCACUGGCGAAUGGUUUGUGUGAUUGUUUUUCUCUCUGGGUUUCUUGGAUUCCUGAACAUGACUCCUCUUAGGACUAACUUGUAUAAGGGUUUAGAGCAAACAAACCAAGGGUGAAAAUUUUUUUAACUCUUUCACUAAAUUAAAUAAUAAUUUCCAAUGGCCUUUUUUCUUUAGGUAAUAUAUGAAGUAUGGUUCUAAAGCAGUGGGAUUGAUGCAACAAGGCAUUUUUUGUUUUUGUUUUACUCACACAAAGAAUUUCAAGUGCUAGGUGAAAUAAUAUAUUCAGUUAUAUUUUGGAGAGCUGGAACCGGUUAUCACUACGUAUCCAUGCCCUCCCUGUGUGGAAACACCGAACUCGCUGAAGAAUUCCUAAUUAGUUACCACUCCUUACAUCUGUCUGUCUAGGAAAAAUCAUAACAUUAACUGAACCUAAGAUGAAUAUACUUGAAAUCCAAAGACAAAACAUUUUAUUGACCAAAGCACAGAAGCCUUUUUAUUUUAAUACCACAAGCUUUAUGGCUAUAUUUCUGUAUAGGCUAUACCAAAAUAUAAUGUGGAGUUUCCAGAUUAAAUUCAAGAUAAGUUGUGAAUAUAUAUGCAUCACUAGAUACUCAGUAUCCCUUCCUGUAACCUGAUGAUAAUACAUGCUCAGCAUUUGUAUGCCUAUAGUAUUUUACACUUUCCAAAUAUGUAGCAUCUCAGAUACGUGGGUUAACAAGUCUAUUCAAUCAGUAAGUGACUAGACAAACAUCUAGACCAGCUGAGUGUACAAUCCCAAAUGAUUCGCUCUGUUUAUCCAUUUAGACACGUUCAGAAUCUUGGGCUGUGUUUAGUGAUCUAUACCUUUAUAUGGACAAUUUUGAUUAGAUCUUUUUUCUAAGUUUAUGAGAAUAAUAAUGACCAAUUUUAUACUUCCUGAUUCACUUCUUUUUCUAGUUUCCCACAUCUUCCUAAGGGAAUUAAGGAGUUCUGAAGUUUCAAAAAUUAAUUUAGUAUGUAUUUAUUGAGUUCCUAUCAUUAUAGUUUUAUGAAGACAAGCAGGGAGAGGUGAUAAAAUUAUUUCUAAACUACUUAUCUAAAACCACGGCCUAAACCCACAGACUGUCUUGUUACUCGGUAUCCACCCCAGGGUAAGCUGAAUUUUCUCUCUCAAGGUAGAGAUUCCUCUUCACCUCUUCCCAGGCGGAUAUUAUU
Rhinolophus ferrumequinum (greater horseshoe bat) is the source of this 9366-nucleotide messenger RNA. It is a transcript of the gene XPR1, whose product is annotated as xenotropic and polytropic retrovirus receptor 1. Gene Ontology annotation, molecular function: inositol hexakisphosphate binding. Lineage: Eukaryota; Metazoa; Chordata; Mammalia; Chiroptera; Rhinolophidae. The transcript is spliced from 15 exons. The record is from RefSeq and is a predicted model, not a curated record. Gene Ontology annotation, cellular component: Golgi apparatus; cytoplasm; plasma membrane. The coding region runs from base 205 to 2304 and encodes 699 amino acids. Gene Ontology annotation, biological process: cellular response to phosphate starvation; phosphate ion transport.